CGUCCCAGAAUUACACGCCAAACCAGACCCAAAUCGAAUUGAGCUAUAUAUACUCGCGAGAUAAAUCGAGUAGCCUAACCUAAAACCCUCACCUUAUCCUCUCCUCCCCUCUUCCCUCCCCUCCAUCUCCUCCUCCCACGACGGAAUCCGACGACUUCUGCUGCUGCUUUGCUUGUGGGCGGAGCAAGAGGCGGCAGCAUGGCGACCACCGACGCCCGAGUCGCGCCCGUGGCCGACGAGCGGCCUCCGGCCGCUGAUGCGGACGAGGCUACGGUGGCGGAGGGGCCCAAGAGUGCCGGGGCGGCGGCGGCGGAGGUGGGUGGAAUAGGGGAGGGCGAGGAGGUGAGAUUUGAGGGGAAAGACCGGAGCUUUACUGGUUCGGAGGCCAACAACGGCGGGGUGGUGGAGGCGGAGGACGGCGGGGAGGUGGAAGCAGCGGUAGGAGAUGGGAAAGAUGCAAGUGAGGGGGCGGGAGAAGAGAAGGAGGAGGAGGAGGCGGCUGCGGCCAAGGAGGAGGAAGGUGACCGGGAAUUGUCGGUGGAAGAUGUGAAGGCUGCGUUGUUGGUGCAGGCGCUUGUUGCAGCGAAGUCUGAGUCCGACAAUGGUGAAUUGGGCGAGGGGGAUGCUUCCCUGCCACCCCCUGAUGCGCUGGUAGGUGAUAAGAAGCCUGAAUUGACAGACGAACCAGAGGAAAGUGCCACUUUGGCGGCCAAGGAAGUGGGCAACGUGGCACUCGACGCUGAAUUGUCCGAGGAGAAACCAGAGGGUGAGAAGCGUGCAGAGGUGGCCACUGGAGGCGAAGAUGAUGGUGAGUUUGACAGCGAGAAGGCGGUUACGGUGCCCACCACGACCAUGGAGGCGGCGGAGCCGGAGGAUAAGGUGGCUCCUACAGCUGAAGCCAAUGGCAAUUUGGGCGGUGAGGCUGAAGCGCCUGCUGAGUUGGUGGCGGUGGGAGGUGAAGAAGCUCCAGAAGCAUCAUUGGAGAAUGAGGCUGAUGUGGAAGACAAGGCUGCAAAGCAGGAACCUGAAAGCGAUGCAAGUCCAGUGGUUACUGAUGACGGUAACCGUGCUGAUGUUGAAGAGGAGGCGGCAAAGCCCGAGGCGGAGAGCGAUGCAACUCCAGUGGUUGUUGAUAACGGCACCGUGGAGAACCAUGCUAAUGUGGAAGACGAGGCUGCAAAGCUUGAUCUGGUGAAUGAUGCAAGCCCAGUGGAGAACCAUGCUAAUGUGGAAGACGAGGCUGCAAAGCCUGAUCAGGUGAAUGAUGCAAGCCCGGUGGUUAUUGACAAUGGUAGCUUGGAUUACCAGGCUAAUGAGAAAGAUGAGGAGGCAAUGCCCGAGCCAGAAAGCGACGCAAGUCCCGAGGUUAUCGAUGACAUUAGCUCGGAGAGUUUGGUGAAGCUUGCUCCUUCAAGCGUAGAUGUUCCGCUUACCGAAAGCAAUGAGAAGGCACAAAAUGCAGAGGACCAGGUGGUUGCUAGUGGAACUGUGGAAAAUGUUGGUGUUGAGAAGCCUACGGAGGUUGAGAGUGUUGUUGCUGGUGGUGAUGAUGUUAUCUUGUCUCGGGAGUUGGCUCCAGAACCAGUCAAGGAAAACAAUGAUGAUGUCGAUGAGAAUGAAUCUGCUGCAGAGGUGGUUAGCCACAAAAAAGAGGCUGGUGAUGAUGAGAUAGUUGUGGCUGCAGCUGCUGAUGAUCAGAAAACUCUAGCUGCAGCUGCUAAUGAUCAGAAAACUCUAGCUGCAGCUGAUGACGAAGACACAGGUGGUGAGGAGAAUGAAGGUGCUCAAGAUGUUGCUGACCGUGAAGUAGAGGCUGUUGAUGAUGAGAUAGUUUUAGCUGCAGCUGAUGAGGAAGACGGGAGUGGUAAUGAGGGUGAUGAGGACGAUGAUGAGGUGAGCUUUGACAGGAGUCCUGCUCGACUUGCGAUCAUAGAGAACUCUGAAGCUGCAAAGCAGAUAAUGAAGGAGCUUGGUGAAGGAUCCUCAAGUGGUAGUCCUGUGUCUGGCUUGAGCAGCUCAAGGGAGUACACUAAUAGCAUGGAUGGACAAAUUGUUCUUGAUGAUUCUGAGGACGAGGACGACGAUAAUGAGGAUGAUGAUGAGAAGGGGUUCGAUUCUGCUGCUUUGGCUGCCCUACUAAAAGCGGCUACCGGUGCAUCCCCUGAUGGGAACAUCACAGUUUCUUCGCAAGAUGGUUCCAGAAUCUUUUCCAUGGAUAGACCUGCUGGUCUGGGCUCAUCAGCCCCAUCUUUGCGGCCAACUGCCCCCCGCCAACCUGCCCGGUCAAACCUCUUCAGCCCCUCUGAGCUGGCAGUGACUGCUGAGCCUAAUGACGAGAUGACAGAGGAAGAGAAGAAAUUGCAUGACAAGGUUGAGUUGAUUCGUGUAAAGUUUCUGCGCCUUGUCUAUAAAUUGGGUGCGACCCCUGAAGAAACAGUAGCAGCACAAGUGCUGUACCGUCUGAGCCUUGCUGAGGGUAUCCGACAUGGAAGGCAGACAAACAGAGCUUUCAGCCUUGAGAACGCACGAAAGAAAGCCUUGCUGCUUGAAGCGGAGGGAAAAGAGGAUUUGAGCUUCUCCUGCAACAUACUCGUCUUGGGAAAGAUUGGAGUUGGCAAAAGUGCAACUAUAAAUUCUAUAUUUGGCGAAGUGAAGUCCAAAACUGAUGCUUUUGGUGCAGCCACCACCAGCGUGCGUGAAAUUGUUGGUAACGUGGAUGGUGUGAAGAUACGGAUCAUUGAUACACCAGGCCUUCGGCCCAAUGUGAUGGACCAAGGAGCCAACAGGAAAAUUCUCGCAUCUGUCAAGAAAUAUACCAAGAGAUGUCCCCCAGAUAUCGUUCUAUAUGUGGACCGUCUCGAUAGUCUGAGCCGUGAUCUUAAUGACUUGCCUCUUCUAAAAACCAUUACUUCUGUUCUGGGUUCUUCCAUAUGGUUCAACGCCAUUGUUGCUCUCACCCAUGCUGCUUCUGCUCCUCCUGAAGGCCUCAACGGUGCCCCUAUGACAUAUGAGGUAUUGAUGGCACAGCGAUCCCACAUUAUCCAGCAAUCCAUCAGGCAGGCUGCAGGGGAUAUGCGUCUGAUGAACCCAGUAGCCCUUGUUGAGAACCAUCCUUCUUGCCGGAAGAACCGUGAGGGUCAGAAAGUGCUUCCAAAUGGCCAAAGUUGGAGGCAUCAAAUGCUGCUCUUGUGCUACUCAUCGAAGAUAUUAUCAGAAGCCAACUCACUUUUGAAGCUUCAGGAUCCUUCUCCUGGGAAGCUUUUUGGGUUCCGUUUCCGCUCCCCGCCACUUCCUUUCCUGCUAUCCUCCCUGUUGCAGUCAAGAGCUCACCCGAAACUUUCACCUGAUCAGGGUGGUAAUGAAGGAGAUUCUGAUAUUGAUUUGGAUGAGUAUUCUGAUAUAGAACAAGAUGAAGAUGAAGAGGAAUAUGAUCAGCUUCCUCCCUUCAAGCCUUUGACCAAAGCGCAGCUUGCAAGGCUCACAAAAGAGCAGAAGAAUGCUUAUUUUGACGAGUAUGAUUACAGGGUCAAGCUUCUGCAGAAGAAACAGUGGAAGGAUGAGCUCCGCAGGUUAAAGGAGAUGAAGAGAGGCAAGUCUGAUAUGGAUGCUUAUGGGUAUGCUAGUAUCGCAGGCGAAAACGAUCAGGAUCCUCCUCCAGAAAAUGUUUCAGUUCCCUUGCCUGACAUGGUGCUGCCUCCUUCAUUUGAUUGUGACAAUCCGACAUACCGUUACCGCUUUCUGGAACCAACCUCUACUGUCCUUGCAAGGCCUGUUCUAGAUGCACAUGGGUGGGAUCAUGACUGUGGCUAUGAUGGAGUAAGCGUUGAAGAGUCGCUCGCUCUCCUUAACAAAUUCCCAGGUACUGUGGCAGUUCAGGUUACCAAGGACAAGAAGGAAUUCAGCAUCCAUUUGGAUUCUUCCAUCUCAGCAAAGCAUGGGGAGGAUGCGUCUUCCCUUGCUGGUUUUGACAUCCAGACUGUUGGGCGGCAGCUUGCUUAUAUUCUCCGUGGUGAGACCAAAUUCAAGAGUAUCAAGAAGAACAAGACCACUGGAGGAUUCUCUGUGACUUUCUUGGGUGACAUUGUGGCAACUGGGCUGAAGGUCGAGGACCAGCUCUCUGUUGGCAAGAGGCUGGCGUUAGUGGCAAGCACAGGCGCAAUGCGAGCUCAAGGGGAUACCGCCUAUGGAGCCAACCUGGAAGCGCGCUUAAAAGACAAAGAUUAUCCAAUUGGUCAGUCCUUGUCAACCUUGGGCCUGUCCCUCAUGAAGUGGCGCCGUGACCUUGCCCUGGGGGCUAAUCUGCAGUCCCAGUUCUCGAUUGGAAGGGGUUCAAAGAUGGCUGUUCGCCUUGGGCUCAACAACAAGCUGAGCGGACAGAUCACCGUCAGGACAAGCACAUCGGAGCAGGUCCAGAUCGCGCUGCUGGGUCUUGUCCCAGUGAUAGCCUCCAUCUACCGGAGCUUCCGGCCCGGUGAACCAUCGUUUGCUUAUUAGCUUGUCAAGAAGAGCAUCUAUUUACUUAUCUCAUCCAUGUGUUGUGUUAGCAAUUUUCCUAAUUUCUUGAACCGGUAAUCUGUAUCAGUUUCAUUUUUCCUUUCUGCCCCGCAGAUUGUUCGUAUCAUAAUUUUGGCUGGAGAGUGUUGUUAUAUUCAUCUGGAACUAUAGUUCAAUAAUGUUGGUAGAUCUAUAUGAUCCUUCUACCAUUCUAUCAA
Molecule: messenger RNA, 4712 nt
Organism: Triticum dicoccoides
Lineage: Eukaryota; Viridiplantae; Streptophyta; Magnoliopsida; Poales; Poaceae
Product: translocase of chloroplast 159, chloroplastic-like
Exons: 5
Coding region: 199-4494 (1431 amino acids)
Biological process (GO): protein targeting to chloroplast
Cellular component (GO): chloroplast outer membrane
Molecular function (GO): GTPase activity; GTP binding
Source: RefSeq, a predicted model, not a curated record